Huiozyma naganishii CBS 8797 is the source of this 1827-nucleotide messenger RNA. RefSeq names its product Stb4p (gene STB4). Gene Ontology annotation, molecular function: DNA-binding transcription factor activity, RNA polymerase II-specific; sequence-specific DNA binding; zinc ion binding. The record is from RefSeq and is a predicted model, not a curated record. Gene Ontology annotation, biological process: DNA-templated transcription; positive regulation of transcription by RNA polymerase II. The transcript has a single exon. Bases 1 to 1827 code for a protein of 608 amino acids. NCBI's taxonomy places the organism in Eukaryota, Fungi, Ascomycota, Saccharomycetes, Saccharomycetales, Saccharomycetaceae. Gene Ontology annotation, cellular component: nucleus.
AUGCAGCAGGCUGUGGCGAGAAGGGUGCGCGCCGCGUGUGCAGUGUGCCAGCGGCGGAAGCUCAAGUGCGACGGCAAGCAGCCCUGCAGCAGGUGUGCCAGGACGGACCGCAUCUGCCGAUAUGCAAAGGUGCAGGUGCAGACGCAGAUGCCUGCUCGUGCCUCUGUGGUCCCCAGGGCCAACGUUCCAGUCGGGUUGGGCCGUGGGUCGCCCUGGCUCGGGUUCUCGUUCUCGAAGUUCAGGUUCCACAGGAGGUACCAGGACGUCCUGCCCUUCUACUUCUGCGAGAGCGUGCUUGCCCAGUUGCCGGAGUCUGUCGUUGCGGCAGAGGACUUGCAGUUGCCCAGCGUGCAGAACUACGGGUGGAACCUCGCCGGCGGUGCGUUCUUGGCGUUUGCCCUGCAGCCAAGUGCCACGAGGCCGCCGCUCAGGGAGCUCAGGCCGCUGGUGCAGCACUACUUCGACCACGUUAACCCGCUGUUCAGCAUCGUCAACGAGCGUGUGUUCUGGUCGCAGUGGGACUCCGCUGCAGAUGCCAACUCGCUGUUCAACGCAAUCGGGUACCUGAUGGCCAUCACCGCGGAGAGGUACCGCUGCGGCCCCCCGCCGCGGGUUGACGAGACCGCGCUGUUCAAUCACAGCUACGCGGUCGUCUCCGAGUUCAGCUUCGAGUGGGAGUCCGUAGAACUGAUCCAGUCAUGGCUGCUCAUCGCCGCGUACCUCAGGUGUUGCUACAGACAGACUAGUUGCUACGCGGCGCUCGCAAGGGCAGUCGCCAUGUGCAGGGGGAUGUCCCUCAACUUAGAGGCCAAGCCGGAACAAGUCGAUGCAGAGGGGGAACAGACGGGGGCACUCCACAGCACGGGGAAGUACUACCAUUGCUUCUGGACAGUGUACACCGUGGACAAAAUCUUCUCCCACCAGCUGGGCAAAGUUGGGUCCUGCCCGAUCUCCAUCACGAAGUUGAAACCACCAGGGCCCCAGCAGCAGGACGAGUGGUUCCAGGGGGGGUCCCUCGAGAUGUUACAACUCGCACUCAUCAUCGACGAGUUGCAACAGUGUGGUGAGGACCAAGAGGUCGGGCCCACAGAGACAAUCGUGCUCAGGGACAAACUGCACCAGUGGUAUACGGACCACGCAAGGGGGCCAGCUCGUGACACUGUACUGCAACUACAACCAACGCUCACGUACUUGGACGUCAAACUCACUUGGGAACUGCGCACUCUUUUCCCACUGCUGUCCCCAACAAAACAAGUGGCCGACUGGCCCAUAUCCCUACUGCAACCCGUCCCCAUGGACUACCACGGAUUGCUGGAGACGUGCCAGGCCACGGCGGCACUGGUAAAGAGACUCGUACACCGCGGGGAGUUCGGAACCCCCUGGUGGUCGCACCUGUCCCUGCUGUUCACUUGCUCCCUCGCAUGCAUCGUCCUCGUCUCCUGCGGUGUCCAACAGAGACAGUACGCAGCGGUCCUCGCGGAACUCAUGGAACUUUGGCAGGAACUCGAGGGGAACCCACCGGAAAACCAGCCCGUAAUGCUCAAGCAAUGCUACUGGUGCAUCAAGAUGGUGAACAAGUUCGGCGUGCUCAAACUACAGCAAGCAACAGUGGUCCUACAGGAGACGGUCCCGAAACCGCAGAGCGACCACUCACCAAACAAACACCAUUUCAAACAGUUCGGCAGAGUCGACGACGAAGUCGACAACGAGAACACACCAGCACCGUCACCACCCCAACAACAAGAUCAGCAGCAGCAGCAACAUGCAGCGGAGUCCAUCGCAGACGAACUGCUCCAGACGCUGCAGUGGUUCGACCAACACUUCUGA